AGUCCGGGGUUUUUGUAUAGCUCAGACUCGGUAUCGGGGCUUCAGGAUACCGGGCGGCCGGGCAAUACCCUGUAUUGAGGCAUCUUCUUAAGUCCAGGCGGUGUAUGUGAAAAGUGACAUCACUCGAGGUGGGUAAGUCAACCCUACCCAGCUCGACUCCCUGCAGGUUGCAUGCAUCCUUAGUGGGACGCGACUUUCCAUUAUAAAACCCCCUCUUUCUUUCGAUGUCUGAUGGUGAGGGGGAAAGUGAAUGAAUAUUACAUGAUUGUUGUCGCUCGCUCCGUUUAUUGUCUUCGAAAUAUUCGCAAUCAUGGCAUUGGUUCUGGUCGGAGUCGUCGUUCUUACUAUACUGCUUAGAUUCCUCUAUAAUGGGCUCGUAAAUCCCCUGUCGCAUAUCCCUGGCCCACUUUUAUCGCGAUGGACCGCCUUGGUUAUGAACUACUACUGGUUGAAGGGCAAAAAGGUGAUUUACGUCGAUGAACUACACAAGCAAUAUGGUCCCGUGGUUCGCAUUGCCCCCAACGAAGUCGAUAUCUGUGAUAUCAGCGCAGCAAGAGAAAUCCACAAGACAGGCGGUCGCUUUUUGAAAUCCGAAUGGUACAGACUCCUCAUCCCACGCGCCUUCGAGUCGGUUUUCUCAACGCCUGACCCUCACCUUCAUUCCUUUCGUCGACGUCUGCUCGCCUCGCCCCUUUCGGAUUCAUCUUUAGCCAAAUUCGAGGCUCAAGUCCGGGCAUUGAUCGAUCUCACGAUUCGGCAAAUGUCUCGCGAGUUAAAAACGAAAAGCUCGGCGGAUGUGUUCAAAUGGUGGUUAUUCAUGACCACAGACAUCAUUGGCGAGUUGAGCUUCGGUGAAUCUUUUCGCAUGUUGGAGAAAGGAGAGAAAAACCAGUAUAGCCAUGAUCUAGAGCAUCUCGGCUCAUUGGCGCCUAUACGGACAACCUUUCCCUUCCUCAUGAAGAUCGGCGCCGUUCUCCCCCUACCUAUAUUUCGUCAAACGGUGGAAGCAGGAAAUAGACUCCAGGAGUAUGCACGACAGUCCAUUGAACGCCACAACUCAUACCUUGCCAAGGAUCCAUCGACCGCCAAAACCACGCUCUUCACAAGAUUGACCAAAGCAGGCGAAAAGGGCCUCUCAGAACAGGAGACCUGCAGCGAGGCGCGGGCGUAUAUCGUCGCCGGCAGCGAUACGACCGCCGUAACACUCACCUACCUCGUUUACGCAGUGUGCAGCGACAGUCGCGUCCGAGAUAAGCUCGUUUCCGAGCUAAGCAGCCUCCCGGAACCCUUCACGGACCGAGAUACCCGUAACCUACCGUAUCUGGACCAAGUUAUCAAGGAGACACUGAGACUGUACACGGCGGUUCCGGGCGCAUUACUGAGAACCGUCCCCGGGGAGGGAGCUCACCUGGCCGGAUUCAGCUUCCCUGGAGGGACAACCGUGUCCACGCAAGCAUACAGCAUGCAUCGAGACGGGAACAUCUUUCCUGAUCCGCUCAUUUUCAAGCCGGAACGGUGGAACUCGCCUACCAAGGAGAUGAACGACGCGUCGUUGCCCUUUGGGGGUGGAUCUCGCAUUUGCCUUGGGAUUCAUCUGGCUCGGAUGGAACUACGGCUUGCUACGGCUUUGUUUUUCCGUGCUUUCCCUUCGGUGAGGAUGUCGCGGGGUGAAGGAAUGUCUGACGAUGAUAUGAAGAUGGUGAGCUUUUUUUUGCUCUCGCCGAAGGGACAUAGGUGUCUUGUCGAGGCGUGA
Molecule: messenger RNA, 1753 nt
Organism: Aspergillus steynii IBT 23096
Lineage: Eukaryota; Fungi; Ascomycota; Eurotiomycetes; Eurotiales; Aspergillaceae
Product: cytochrome P450
Exons: 5
Coding region: 311-1753 (480 amino acids)
Molecular function (GO): heme binding; monooxygenase activity; oxidoreductase activity, acting on paired donors, with incorporation or reduction of molecular oxygen
Source: RefSeq, a predicted model, not a curated record